Molecule: messenger RNA, 237 nt
Organism: Prunus armeniaca (apricot)
Lineage: Eukaryota; Viridiplantae; Streptophyta; Magnoliopsida; Rosales; Rosaceae
Source: the annotation of a GenBank genome assembly
AUGAGGAAAUUAAAGAAAGGCUUAGAUGAGUUAAUCCCGACCGAGACAACGGUCAGCGGGUUCGUGGGAGACACCACGACUUCAAAGGGAAUCCUCCCACUCCAAGUUAGAGUGGGGCAAAAAGUUAGAAUGACUGCCUUCUUUGUGGUGGAGACAACGGCCCAUUUCAAUGCUUUGUUGGGCCGAGAUUGGAUCCAUGGAAGCAUGUGUGUGCCCUCUUCACUUCAUCAAUUUUAA